Molecule: messenger RNA, 3140 nt
Organism: Contarinia nasturtii (swede midge)
Lineage: Eukaryota; Metazoa; Arthropoda; Insecta; Diptera; Cecidomyiidae
Product: cullin-1-like
Exons: 12
Coding region: 345-2642 (765 amino acids)
Biological process (GO): SCF-dependent proteasomal ubiquitin-dependent protein catabolic process; protein ubiquitination
Cellular component (GO): SCF ubiquitin ligase complex
Molecular function (GO): ubiquitin protein ligase binding
Source: RefSeq, a predicted model, not a curated record
CUGCCAUAUCUACUUUAUGUGCAUUAUUCUCAUCAUUUCGACACAGUUUUUUGUUCGACAAGUUUUGAAGAAUUGUUGUCUGGCGUAGCUGCUUUUCUUGCCUGUCAAGGCGUGCAAAUUUUAAACAAAAUCUUUCAUUAUCCCUUAGCCUUUGACUCGAUCUGAAAGAAAAGGCAACAAAUCAAACGAAUCUCUGAUUUUCACGCAUAUUUAUAAAGUGUAUCACUUGCGGUUUGUAGCAUUCGAUUGAAACAUCAACGAUUAUUUGAAAAAAAGAAGAAGAAGCAGCAGAAAAACAUAGCGCAUUAAUUUGGAAUAAAAUUCAAUUGGAAUUGCAAUAAAGCAUGGCGGCCAAUUCGAACUCCAAAACCAUGGAUCUGGAUAAAAUAUGGAGUACGCUAAAAGAAGGUAUCACGCAAAUUUACAAGCGGGAACCCAGUCUUACCAUGGCUCAGUAUAUGGAUUUAUAUACGCUCGUGUAUAAUUACUGUACCACCGUCUCAAAGUCCAACAAAAGUAAGAUGAUGAACACACAUAAUACGGGCACAGCAAAAAGUGGCGGUGCUGAGCUAAUUGGUCAAGAACUCUAUAAACGAUUAAAGAAUUUUCUAGAGAAUUAUCUAAUCGAAUUGUUAAAGAGUGGAUCGAAUUUGAUCGACGAAGAGGUGUUGACAUUUUACACCACAAAAUGGGUUGAAUAUCGUUUUUCAAGUCGUGUACUGAAUGGCGUUUUCGGCUACAUUAAUCGGCAAUGGGUGCGUCGCGAAUGUGAAGAAGGCCAUAAAGAUGUUUAUGAAGUGUAUCAGUUGGCAUUGGUCACAUGGCGUGAACAUCUUUUUAAACAUCUCAACAAACAAGUUACAAAUGCCGUACUUAAAUUGAUCGAACGUGAACGUAACGGUGAAACGAUCGAUUCCCGUCUCAUAUCUGGUGUAAUCAGCUGCUAUGUUGAAUUGGGUGUUGAUGAAGAUGCGCCGAAUGCACGUGGUCAAAAUUUGUCCGUUUACAAGGAAAGCUUUGAAGAUGUAUUUUUACAGGAUACCGAACGUUUUUAUUCAGCUGAAAGUGCUGAAUUCCUGCGACAAAACCCAGUUACAGAAUACUUGAAACGCGUUGAACAACGUUUGAACGAAGAAUCAAAACGUGUCCAAGUUUAUUUGCACGAAAACACACUCGCCAGCUUAGCUAAAACCUGCGAACGCGUUCUCAUCGAAAAACACUUAGAUAUAUUCCGUACUGAGUUCCAGAAUCUACUGGACUCGAACAAAAAUAUCGAUUUGGGUCGUAUGUACUCACUAGUGUCUCGCAUCAGCGAAGGAUUAAAAGAACUGAAAAGCGUAUUGGAAGAACACAUUCACAAACAAGGUGUCGAAGUGAUUGCCCAGUGCGGUGAUGCUGCAAUAAAUGAUCCAAAAGUAUAUGUGCAAACCAUACUUGAAGUGCAUAAGAAAUACAAUGCGCUCGUAUUGGUAUCAUUCAAAAAUGAUUCCGGAUUUGUGGCUGCUCUUGAUAAGGCAUGUGGCAAAUUCAUAAAUACAAAUGCAGUUACAACGACCAGCAAAAAUACAAGCAAGAGCCCAGAACUGUUGGCAAAGUACUGUGAUUUAUUAUUGAAAAAAUCGAGCAAAAAUCCCGAAGAAGCCGAACUCGAAGACACUCUCAAUCAGGUUAUGGUUGUAUUCAAAUACAUUGAAGACAAAGAUGUAUUCCAGAAAUUCUACAGUAAAAUGUUGGCCAAACGAUUGGUGAAUCACACAUCGGCCUCAGACGAUGCCGAAGCAUCUAUGAUUUCAAAAUUGAAACAGGCAUGCGGUUACGAAUACACAAUCAAAUUACAACGAAUGUUUCAAGACAUUGGCAUUUCCAAGGAUCUUAAUGAUAAAUUCAAAGCGAGAACCAAAUCGUCCGAUGUGCCAAGCGAAAUUGAUUUUAGCAUUCAAGUUCUGUCAAGUGGAUCAUGGCCAUUCAGUCAAAGCUUUAAUUUUUCUUUGCCAUCCGAGCUAGAAAGAUCUGUCCAACAUUUCAAUCAUUUUUAUGCGGAUGUUCAUUCGGGACGUAAACUCAUCUGGCUGUAUAAUAUGUGCAAAGGUGAAAUUGUGACAAAUUGCUUCAAAAAUCGAUACACAUUACAGGCAAGUACGUUCCAAAUGGCAGUGUUGCUACAAUUUAACGAACAAACUAGCCUAACCGUUCAACAACUUGGUGAAAACACUGGUAUCGCUCAAGAAAAUUUGCUCCAAGUUUUGCAAAUUCUUUUAAAAGCAAAAUUGCUUACGUGUUCAGAUGAUGAGAGCAGCUUGAAUGGUGCAUCAGUCAUUGAACUAUAUUUAGCAUACAAAAACAAAAAAUUACGCAUCAACAUAAACAUCCCGCUUAAAACCGAACUGAAGAUCGAACAAGAGGCCACACAUAAGCACAUUGAAGAAGACCGAAAACUUCUGAUACAGGCAGCUAUUGUACGUAUUAUGAAAAUGCGUAAAAUUCUCAAUCAUCAAAAUUUGGUCGGUGAGGUACUCACACAACUUUCGACACGAUUCAAGCCUAAAGUUCCGGUCAUCAAGAAAUGUAUCGAUAUUCUCAUCGAAAAGGAAUACUUGGAACGUAAAGAGGGUCAAAAAGACACCUACAGCUAUCUGGCAUGAUUUCACUCAACCUUUCAUCUAAAUGUUUCAAUCGGAUUAUAUUUUUAAUCUGAUGAUAGUUUAAUUUUUCAUACAAAAACAAAAAAAACAACAACAACAACAUGUAAAAGUUUCCAAUUCUCUACGUUAAGAAAUAAGCUUCUUUUUUUAUUCGCGUCCGAAACAUAAUGGAGAAAUUUAUCUAAUUUCGCUGUUUACAUCGCCCGCGUAUCAACAAACCGAAUUCUAAUCUUCUCCCAAGCGCUUUUGAUUUCAAACAUAAAUUUUUUUUCCACAUCUCAAUGUUAUCAUUUUAUUUUUGUUGAAUGGACUUUUGUUCGUUACUUGAAAUCAAAUCACAUAAAUAAAAAUGAGAUCAAAAACGAAUUAUCAUCAAACUAUUAUUUUGUCAUUGCCAUUUAUUGUUUGUUGUCAAAUUGACAAUCUGAUGGUUUUUAUAAAAUGAAAUGAAAUAUUAUACAUUUUAGUUGACAUCUUGCAAAGAAAUGUGUUGAAGAA